Zymoseptoria tritici IPO323 is the source of this 2454-nucleotide messenger RNA. RefSeq lists its product as uncharacterized. The transcript has a single exon. The coding region runs from base 250 to 2454 and encodes 734 amino acids. The record is from RefSeq and is a predicted model, not a curated record. Lineage: Eukaryota; Fungi; Ascomycota; Dothideomycetes; Mycosphaerellales; Mycosphaerellaceae.
ACCAAUCCACUGGGUAAUACCGCCGACAUAUCGCCCGGUGACCAUUGCUGCUGCUGCAUCCACACUCUAGAAUCUGGUCGCACUGCAUUUCACCCAUUCGACGGAGCAGUACAUCCACAGCUCGGUCGAUCACCUCACUCACCACGUCCGGCCUGGUCGGCCUCUGUCACCACUCGGACAAGGAGCGCAUGAUUGCAACAACAGCAUCGACUUCGCGGGCCAAUUGCCCUUUCCUCGGUCACCACCGCCAUGUCUUCGCCCACCGCGUCGACUAAUCCACCACCGAGACGAUUCGCUCCUCAGCCGAUUGAAACUACGACGAAGUCCUCCAAACAGACGCGGAAGCAUUCACCGGAGAAAGAGGACGCUUCCAAAGUACGCCGAUUCAUACCAGAAGCGAUUGACUCUUCCUCCAAGUCAUCUCGAAAAGAUGCUGCGGUUUCGGGGAGUAAACCGAUAACGAGGAGAUUCGCUCCAGAGCCGGUGGAGACAUCUACGAAAUCGUCACGCAAGGAACCUGCAGAAGGCAAGCCGGCAACGCGACGGUUUGCACCUCAACCGGUUGAGACGUCGCAUAAAAGUAGCAGGAACAAUUCAAAGGACAACACUGGGAGCUCGAGAUUCAAGCCACAGCUCGUAGAGACCGUUUUUGGAGGGAACCGGAAGUCUGCUAGCCGCAAGAACACUCAAGAUGAUUCCACGACCAAUGGAGACGAGACGACACCGAAGAGAUUCACACCAGUCGUGUUGUCCACAGCAUCAAGAUCACGUCGGGUCGGCGAGGCGGACAAGACCAAUCGUCAGGAUUACAGGACCGAAGAUGGCCAUCAGAUACAUGCUCGAGAGCAUAGGAAACAUGCAGGAUGGAAGACACCAGUGGAGGCCAAAGCUGGUCUAGGAGGAAGUGAUCCUACCUCACAAUUACAGCGUUUCGACUUCUCCGGCAAAUUGAGAGAGCAGAUUGCGCCUUCAGAAGGUGGCUCGGGUUCGAGAACGCCAGAGCGGACUCAUUCGUUCCGCCUGCCGGAUCUGGAGACAAUCGAAAGCUCGGAAAGCGAUCGUGGAGAAAGUGAACAUGGUUCGGGUCCGUCAUCGCGGUCUGGUAGUGCUGGACGAGGCUCACCGAUUACUGCUUCAGAUUCCUCCUUUCACGACUUUUACAGAAACGCCGAUGCUACCCGACAACGAGACAGCGUGGAUUUCGGCUCGUACUACUUCCAGCUCGAGGCGAAGAAGGCACAGCAGAGAUUGCAGGAACAGGCACUGGCUGCAUUUCCCAACUCCGAUUUCCACGAGCCGGUCCAACAUUACGUUAAUGACGAUAUGGAGACUGACGAGAUUGAAGAUCGUCCUGUGCCUUGGAUGGAUUAUGACGAGGAAGUGUUCUUUAAACGGGCAAGACGUGAGAGCUCUGUCAAGAUAUCAUGGGAGCAGAUGGAAAUGCAGCGACAUGCGGAGCAGCUCGAGAGGGACCGCAAGGCCGAUCAAACCACCGCGGCCAGCAAAGCGCCUCCGGACAACUCUCCGUGGUGGAACCCUGACGCUGGAAUGACCAUACAGCAGCCAGACGCUGACAUGCAGUCCAUGCGUGAUCGAGCUCGUCCGCCAAUGCUUGGAAACGAUUUGGUGUUCCCCAGAUGUCCGUCUCCAGAACCGGCGCGUUUCGAUGUGACACAAGGAUCUGCCAAGCUUCGGCAACAAAUGCUCGCCGAAAGCAACAAGCCGCAAGCUCCGAAAGAGGACAAAGGCGGGCUGUGGAAUGCACCUGCGGGCAAAACUUCGAACAUCUCCGUUACCAGUGCCUCAUCCAAGGCUAACAGCUCUAACAAAGGCGGCGGUCUGUGGGGUGGCUUCUGUGUUGCGACACCCGCGGCGCCUUCUACUAAUACUGGUGGUCUCGCGGUGCCCAACAUACCCACCGGUCUUAUGACCCCUCUCCCACGCGCCGAACCUUCUUCCAACCCCUUCGAACAGUCGUUCGCUGCCCGCAACGGCGCUCCAGGUGUUGUUCAGCCUCCCACACCACCGCCUGAAGGUCUCACUGGCGGCGACCUCGCUAAUCUCGACGCCGUCCUUGACUCCGCCCGCGACCUCGACGAGAUGAUCGAACGCGAGUAUCCGGAUCAAUUCGUCACGCAGGUGUACAACUACCUCUCGCUCGGCUAUCCGACUCUCGCAAGGCCCUUCGACGAGGAGCUGUCGAAAAUCUCGGGCAUCCCCAUCGCCGAACUGCGACAGGACGACGUCAAAGCCAAGCAAAACCCGAGAGGUCAUAUCCGUCUGGAUCCCGCGUACGAGGGCCAGGGUGGAGAUGGCAUUGAAGGUAAUGGAUGUGCGAGAUGGCGGGCAUUGAAGUUGUACGUCAGGGAGUGGGCGAGGCAGGAGAAGAAGGGCUAUGCGGACCAGCCUGUGUCGACUUGGGGAGCAGCGAGGAGAGGGUCUUGGGCGUUCUAG